AUGACUAUGAACUAUGAAAGGGACGUAACUGAUGAAAAUAUAUUUUAUUUAAUUCAAAUCAAUGGAGGUGAAGGCAAAGAUACAAAAUUAUUAAGCAGAAUUCGUCGACAGAUUUGGGGUGGUUCAUAUAAUAUGAUAUUUGGUAGGCAGCAAUGUGAUGAUAAACCAUGUUUGGUAGAUGAAGAAUGUUGUCGUGGGUAUUCCUGCUUUAAUCCAAAACAACUCACAUCACGACAAGCUAAAAGCCUGGGUGUUUGUUUGGAUGAUGUUGAUAUACUCAGACUCGAAGCUGAACUUUUAUCCUAA
Messenger RNA from Lottia gigantea (owl limpet), 306 nucleotides. RefSeq lists its product as hypothetical. Lineage: Eukaryota; Metazoa; Mollusca; Gastropoda; Lottiidae. The record is from RefSeq and is a predicted model, not a curated record. Bases 1 to 306 code for a protein of 101 amino acids. The transcript is spliced from 3 exons.